This is a messenger RNA of Pongo pygmaeus (Bornean orangutan), 7320 nucleotides long. RefSeq names its product coiled-coil domain containing 178 (gene CCDC178). The record is from RefSeq and is a predicted model, not a curated record. The transcript has 21 exons. Lineage: Eukaryota; Metazoa; Chordata; Mammalia; Primates; Hominidae. Bases 2379 to 4718 code for a protein of 779 amino acids.
UGCUCAGGCUAGAGUGCAGUGGCACAAUCUUGACUCACUGCCAUGCCUGCCUCCCAAGCUCAAGCAAUCCUCCCACCUCAGCCUCCUGAGUAGCUGGGAACACAGGUGCGUGCCACCGUACCUGGCUAAUUUUUUUGUAUUUUUGGUAGGGACGGGGAUUCACCAUGUUGGCCAGGCUGGUCUUGAACUCCUGGCCUCAACUUAUUUGCCUGCCUUGGACUCCCAAAGUGCUGGGAUUACAGGCAUGAGCCACCGUGCCCAGCCAGGACAUAUUUUCAUUUUGAGUUCAGUGUUCUCUUCCAAGCACAUCCAGAUUAUUUGUAGAAUUCAGUUUCUUGCAGUUGUAGGACUGAGGUCCCCAUUGCCUUGCUCGCUGUCACCUGGGAUCAUUGUCGGCUGCUAGAGGCUGCCUGCCUUCCUUGCCAUAGGGUCUUGUCAAUCUUCAAAGCUGACAAUAGAGAAUAUCCCUUUGAUAAAUCCCUCUGAUGCUUCAAACCUCCGACUCCAGGAAGAUGUCAGUCCCUUUUGAGGGUUUACCCAAUCAAGGCCAACCCAUCCUGGAUAAUCUCCCUUUUUCAAGUCAAUUGUGUCAUGUAACAAACUAAUCAGGAAAAUGAAAUCCACCAUAUUUAAAGUCCUGAGGAUUAUGCAGGUGUGUAUAACAAGGGGUAGGGUCAUGGGGGUCCAUUUUAGAAUUCUGCCUGCCACAACAGGGGUUUAGCAGUUAUCAGUGAGUUCUAAUUAAGAGAAACUUGUCAAUAAUGAGAUUUCUAGUAGGUAAAGUUUUAUUUUAUGAGAAAAAAUCUAGCUAUUGUUUAAAUAUGCACAUUUAGAUAUUGUGAACCCUCAUGAAUACAUAUUUACUGGCAUGCAAAUGAUUCAUUUGGUUUAUAAUUUAACAUUGUAUUGAGAACAAGCCAAAGUUUAAUAAUUAAUGGAGGGAGAUGGGAAAGUGGAGUGCAUUCUUGAAUCUAUUUUUUAAUUACAAAAAGAGCUCUGCUUCUGCAUAUAUUAAUUUAAGAUUAAGACCUUCCACCAGUUUGCUAGUUAUUGCUUCCUUUUUUUCAUCUUUGGCUGAAAGGAUCACAUUCCAGGUACGGACUUGCUGGUUUUCCCCUCUUAGAAAGGAUUACUAAUUAAAUUGCCUCUUAAAGUAAGAGACUUUGCUGAUUUAACCUUGGCAGGCAAUUGCCUGUACUCAGUGUUGCCUGGAAAAAUGAUUUCUCUGGAUGAGAAUGCGAAUCUUUAUUCUGAUCCUGUUUUUUUUUUAACUGUCUUCAGUUUAUAGUCCAGUGUUUGUUUUCAUUCAAGAAGACGGUGAGAAUAGUGUAAGACACGACUCUCCUCUGAAGCCUAUUUCAGUUCACAGUGUAUAUUCACAGAUGAAGAAACAAAAUGUAGGUAAUACAUUUUGUGCCACUGAUUUAUGUAUUUAUUGAUCUGUCGCCCAGGCUGGAGUGCAGUGGCACGAUCCCCGUUCACUGCAGCCUCUAACCACUGGGCUCAAGCGAUCCUCCUGCCUCGGCCUCCCAAAGUCCUGGGACAGGACACGCCUGGCACAGGGGUGUGCCACCACACCCGGCCUGCCACUUAGUAUUUUGUCAGAAGGAUCAAUGCUUCAAAAAUUUGUUUUUGAAAGAAACAGACCCUUAGAGAAAUGGCUUGAAUUAGUCUUGAAUUAGUCAUUUUCCCCACUUUCAGACACUAGGAAAAGCUCUCCUUUCCUCCUUAACAGUUUGUUGAGGUUUCUCAAUACUGAAGUCACAACCAAACCACAUGGGGUUAUCGCAUGGAGUCCUGGUUGUAUCGUCCCAAGUAGCAAGAAAGAAAGAGGUCCUGCGGUCCUCCCGAAGGUGGACAAAGUCUGUGAUCCCCUCACGUUCUAACCUCACCGUUGUACGAAGGGGCGUUGAUUUGUCUCCACUCCUUCCCUCUCCGGUAAAGAGGGAAAGGAGUUGAGUUGGCAAAUCUGUUACAACAGAAAGGGAAAGGCACUGGGAGAAGGCGGAGCGGGGGCGUCUUGGAGCGCUGAUCGGGCGCCGAAACGCGGGGAGUCUGGGGCCAAGGGCUCGAACCAGGGGGCCCGGGAGCAGCAGCCGCCCGCUCCUCACGCCGCCGCCGCCGCCCCCGCGGUUGCCUGGACACGGGAUAACCGACUUGGGGCCUCGACCGCAGCAGAGCCGGAGGGGUGGGCAGGCGCGGGUCCAGGAGACGCGCGGGGAGACGCGCGGAGCCGUGUCUGCUCAAUCAAAUCAAAUACUGAACAACUUCCUGGCGGAGAGGCUGAGAAUUUUAUACUUGCUUGCUCUAAAGCACCCCAAAUAAGAUGAUCCACUCCAACACCUCCCCUUUACAGGUUUUAAAAUAUUCUUAUAACUAUGACUGAAAACAAGACAGUUUCCUCUUCUUCCACUAGAGGUGAUCAAACCAAUAUAGGUUUAACAUGUCAGGAAGUAAAGGCUCUCAGAGAGAAGGCAUGGUCAAGGACAAAUGAAGGCAAUGCCACGUCUCAAAGUUUGGUUUUAUAUGGAGCCUCUAAGGAGAACAGUGAAGGUUUUCAUGAAAGUAAAAUGACAAAUACUGAAGGGGUGAAUAAAGGCAUUUACUUUAGCUACCCAUGUCGACGUCACAGCUGUGCCGUAGUAAACAUCCCAGCACCUUGUGUCAACAAAAUGAUUUCACACAUCCAAGAUGUGGAGUCCAAAAUACAGGAGCAUUUGAAAAGGUUUGAAACUUCUUUUGAAGAAUGGAGAAGAACUUCUUCCACAAAAGACCUGAAAGAAGAUUGGAGUGUAGCUACACCAGUGAAAGAGGUCAAACCAGGAGAAAAGAGAGAUGAAAAGUGUCCAGAGUUAAAGCAGGAAAUGGCAACGUUGCUCUCAGAGGCCAUUCAUCUCGUUAAAAGUCUGGAAACUGACCGGGCAGACGCUGAAGAAGCUUUAAAACGACAGAGGUCAAGAAAGAAUAUGAUUAAUAUGAAAAUUGACUCUUGGUCAGUCUGGAAACUUCAAGAACUCCCAUUGGCUGUGCAGAAAGAACACGAGGCCUAUUUGAGCGAUGUUAUAGAAUUACAAUGGCAUCUUGAAGAUAAAGCUAAUCAACUACAACAUUUUGAAAAACAAAAGACAGAGUUAGAAGAAGCAAAUGCAAAGAUUCAAGCAGACAUAGACUACAUGAAUGAACAUGGCCCUCUACUGGACUCUAAGCAGAAUCAGGAACUUCAAGAUCUGAAGAACCAUUAUAAAAAAAAAAUGAAGGUAAUGGACCUACACAGAAAAGUUAAUGAAGAACUUGAAGAAGCUUUAGAAGGCUGUGAAAAUGCCAGAUUGAAGGCUCAGCAAAUUAAAGAAGAGAUGGAUAAAGAUAUUUACCAGGAUGAAAAAACCAUAGAGGCCUACAAGAGAGAGAUAUAUCAACUUAACAGUCUAUUUGAUCAUUACUCUUCAUCAGUGAUAAAUGUUAAUACUAAUAUUGAGGAGAAGGAAGAGGAAGUGACUGAAGCAAUAAGGGAAACAAAGUCAUCAAAAAAUGAAUUACAUUCUCUAUCAAAAACGCUGGAAGACUUGAGAAGAGUUUAUGACCAACUAACAUGGAAGCAAAAAAGUCAUGAAAAUCAGUAUCUGGAAGCAGUUAAUAAUUUUUAUGCUGCAAAAAAAACAUGGGAUAUUGAGCUUUCUGAUGUUGCAAAAGAUUUUUCAGCUAUUUCUUUGGCAUGUACAAAACUGACGGAAGACAAUAAAAAACUUGAGAUUGAUAUUAACAAAAUAACAGAAAAAAUCAAUGAAAGUAUAAGGAAAAAAUCAGAAUAUGAAUCUGAAAUAAAAUAUUUGACAACAAUGAAGUUAAAGAAUGAUAAGCAUCUCAAGAACAUCUAUAAGGAGGCUUAUCGCGUCGGUACUCUUUUCCACAUAACCAAACACAAGACAGAUGAAAUGGAAGAUAAAAUAGCAGAAGUGAGAAGAAAGUUCAAGGGUAGAGAAGAAUUCCUGAAAAAACUCACUCAAGGUGAAGUGGCUGCUGGAAUGGUGCUUCAGAAAAAACUAUAUUCCAUUUACGAAGUCCAGGCACUUGAGCGGAAAGAGCUUCUAAAAAAUAGAGCAAUAUGUGCCAUAUCACUGGCAGAACUACAGGAACCUCUGCUUCAACUAGAAGAUGAAGCUGAAAGAAUCAGAACUCUCUACAAAGAACAUUCUGUUAUGCUUAAUAAUAUAAUUGAUCAGAAAGAUCUUAUUAGAAGAAAGGUGGGAAAAGUGAAGAAAAAAUUACGAAAAAAGGGGAAGAAAACCCUUGAUGCACUAAUAGAAACUGAGAGUAAACACUCAGCAAUUUUUAAAGACCUAGAAGCAACUAAAAGUAAGACAAUAAUCUUUUAUGCAAAAAUAAAUGAAUUGAAUAAGGAAUUAAAAGCAAAAGAGGAAGAAAAGAAAAGUUUUGAUCAGACACUUGAAAUAUUAAAGAACAAAUUUGUAACUAUGAGAUUUAAAAGGGAACAUGCACAAACUGUGUUCGAUCAUUAUAUGCAAGAGAAAAAAGACUGUGAAGAGAGAAUCUUUGAGGAAGAUCAGAGAUUUAGAGUGCUCCUUGCUGUAAGACAAAAAACUCUUCGAGAUACCCAAAAGUCCACUGGUUUCUCUGUGACUCUCCAGGGAAGUUCACUUUCACAAAGUAACAAAGGACAUUGGUUCAUUUUCAUCUUCUGGUUCCAGCAUCACAACUGAAGCCCUUCAUGGUCUCCUUGACAAUAGAAGAGAAAGCUGAAGGGUCACAUACCAUCCAUUUAGUGUCUUGGCCUCAAAUUUAUUUAUGUGUAUUCUGUUCAUGACCCAUUUGUGCAGAACUAUUCUCAAGGCCCUUCCUAAUUGCAGUGGGGCUGAGAAAUGUGUGUGAGCCUAUGGAUAUUUGGUAAGGAGCCGAUGUCUCACAAUAAUGCUAUUAUAAUUUUAAAAACUUUGCAAAAUUCUGGGUCAAUAUUGUGCUUUAUGAUGAACUAGAUAACAUUUCAAGUGUACUAUACCCAAUAAAUCAUACUUAAAAUUGAAGAGCACAAGGAUAUUCUUAGCAAGAGGACUAUAACAAGUUGGGAAAUUAGUGGAGAUAUUGUAUAAACAUGAAUGUUCCUGUCCUGAGCCUGGAAAAUAGCAAAAAUUCAAACUCUUUUUAAAACAUAGUUUUAAAAAUACAAGGCGUUUGAGAAAAAGUGAAAAACCCCAAUUUGAAAAGAAGGUUUAUAAAUGGAAUCAUGAGAAAUAUUUUUUGAUUGGUAGAAAGGAACCAGGUGGUAGAGACUAUGAAACGGACUAAUUCAAACUAAUUCUUGAAACAAUUAGUCCAAACCUUUUAAAAAUCAUUUUAAAUCAAGAGUGGUUAGAUGUCUGGAAAUUAAGCUCAUGAUUAUCAGAUAUAAAACUGCAAAUCUUGACCAUCAAAAUAAGGAGAUUCUUUGAACACUAGGAGGAAGACUAUGGAUGCUGGUUAGAGAGAAAUAAUGCAUAUGCAUUAUUUUAAAUAUAUUUGCCUAGUCCUUGUGUUAUCAAUAAAUUACUAAUAGCCUUCAAAACAAAUUUCAUAGGAAGUGAUAAUAAAAUGGUAAUCUUGGUCAAUAGGCCACCAGGUGAUUCAUGGCACUGUUAUUCUAGGAAAAAUACUGCUCCUUUGUUGAGUUCUAAUUUUCUUCCUUCAGUCUUUUCAUUACAUUUCUUCAGGAAUUAUUUUUAUUCUGCUGACUUUUCUGUUAUUUCGACAUUUUAAAACCGAGUAUGAUUUUAGAUUUGAUUUUUUCCUGAAAUUACUUCUACAAUUAUUUCCUCCAGCCUUCUCAACAUUAGAAAUUUGGCAGCAUAACUGAAAGUAGUGCAUAAGGAACGGAGAUUAUGAAGGGAACAAGCAUAUAGUUUAGGGGUAGCUGUGGUCAGUCACUUCAUUCUCUUCCUCUCCGGACAUAAUGACAAUAGGCUUGAAAAAAGAGAAACUCACCUAUUCAUUGAAUCAAGCUGCUUCUGCUAGCACUAUAAUAUUAUAAUAUCUUUAACACUUGUUUUAUAAUUUGUAAAGAACUUAAUAUUAAAGUAUGACCCAUUAUACUGACAUUUCAAUGUCACAAUAUUAAAAUAUUGUGCCAUUUAAGAAUAAAUCCUAGAAGGAGCAGGCAUGUAAAACAGGACAAAUUUAAAGAAAGCAAAAUAAAAUCACAAAUGACAUCUAGUGAAAAAACCUUGAAAGGGAAUUGUCUUUAAUUAGUUCACAGUUGGAGAUGGUUCAUACUGCUUAUUUUAGUUAAGUCUUUCAUUUGAGGAGAAACAAGCUAUUUAACUUUCAGGAUGCUUGCGGGUAGUUGGAGAGCAACUUGAAUCCUCUAUCUUGCUGAAUAAAACUCUGCCUUCAAUAUAGUAUAAUUUUGAUAGGGAAGAAUAUCAUCUACAAAAUAUAAUCUAUUGGGAUUUGUCACACAUUAGAACAAAAACUCAAAGGUGGUGCAGUAAAGUAAAUUUAUGGCAUGUUUAUGAGUCUGUGUAGGAGUCAUUGAUAUUUAUUUUAAUGAGUAAAAUUGGCUCAGAAGCAUUUCUAAGUAGAUAUCCUUUCUACUGAGCCCUAAUACAAGAUCUAAGCUUAUGGUGAAAAGAAUCCCCUGGUUUACAAUAUGUGGUAGAUUUUUCUAUGUAGAGAAUAUAAGGAAUGAAAGAAAUUCUGAUAAACAUGUUAAUACUUCGGUUUUAUAAAGGUUUAUGAACAAAUAUCCUCAGAAAAGAAUGAAACUUUUACACUAAUAUUCCACAAGCCUGCUACUUUGCUGAAAUCUGGUUUUGUAAUGUACUUAUAACCAUCCACGCUUAUCUGUUGUUCACACAAGGUCUACCCACUUCAAGUAUCUCUAUAUAAUAAUAUUAGGGAACAUUAUUUCACUACAGACUUCAUGAAAACAAUGGAAUCCUACCAAAGUUGAAGCUGCACCGUGAAUGAUAGCUCUAUGCAUUUGUAUAACACUUAUUUAGUCAUAAUCUGUUUACAACAAUAAUAUAGAGAUACAGCAGAGGAUAUUCAGGGGCUACAUUUAUAAAUUUCCAGUUCCUCCUAACUCACAAUGUGAUGAGAACACAUAGCAAGUGUAACCACGAAAAUAGUCUUUGGUUUUUAUUUAUAUUCUGCUUCUAGGUUUUGUGAUGCUUCUAUGUGUAUGUUCAAGAAAAUUCUUGUGUCGUGCUCUUCUUCACUGAAAAGAUACUUUCCAGUGUGAUGGUCUCAAACUCUGUAUUUAUCCUCAUUCCCAAAAUUCAAUUAAAACAUAUUAUUUGUGAUGACUGUUUUGCCCAAUAAACUCUGCAC